Molecule: messenger RNA, 318 nt
Organism: Soboliphyme baturini
Lineage: Eukaryota; Metazoa; Nematoda; Enoplea; Dioctophymatida; Soboliphymatidae
Source: the annotation of a GenBank genome assembly
AUGUGUGAUAAAUGGCCAGUUGCUUCGAGUCAUCCAAUAAACAGGGAAGCAGUGGAGCAGGUGGAGAAGUUCAAGUACCUCAGAGUCGUAUUUACUAGUGAUGGAAAAUCUGAGGAAGAGAUCGACCAGCGAAUGGGAAUGGCCAGCUGCUUUCUGCAUGAACUAUCCGAAACCGUUGCGGUUAAAGCAGAGCAGAGUCUAAAAACUAAGGACUCCGUGUUCAAGUGGAUGUUUAUCCUGAAACUCAUCGACGUUCAUAAGCCGUCGGCCAUGACGGAUAAUCUACCACUUCGGUUACAAGCGACUGAACGACAGUGA